Molecule: messenger RNA, 783 nt
Organism: Aspergillus calidoustus
Lineage: Eukaryota; Fungi; Ascomycota; Eurotiomycetes; Eurotiales; Aspergillaceae
Source: the annotation of a GenBank genome assembly
AUGACAUCCACCGCAAAGGACGCCACUGUGACUCUUUAUUGGCUCGAGCAGUCCCGCGCCCAUCGAAUCCUCUGGCUGCUCGAGGAGCUCAACAUCCCGUACGAGCUAAAGACCUUCAAACGGGGUCCGGACAAGCUCGCUCCAAAGGCAUUGAAAGAUAUUUAUCCGCUGGGAAAAUCACCAAUCGUGACCAUCUCACUACCAAAUGCAGAGUCUCCACUAGUCCUGGCUGAGUCUGCAUUCAUUGCGGAAUAUCUCUGCGACCACUUUGGUGGCGCCCAUCUCGUCCCGCAGCGGUUUGCUGGUGCAAACAAGGAUGGUCAAGUUGGAGGUGAGACGAAGGAGUGGCUUCGCUAUCGGUACUACAUGCACUAUACAGAGGGCAGCUUGAUGCCGAAUCUAGUGAUGAAGGUUGUGACGAACAUGCUCCGAACCGCACCGCCGGUGUUUGUCCGGGGGGUUUUCAGUUUUGUCGCCUCGAAAAUAGAGGAGAACUUUCUAAACAAGAACUUUGUGGAUCAUCUCGACUUUCUAGAAAACCAGCUUCGCUCUGCUCCCGGCGGCGGGCCAUUCCUCACGGGCCAGAAACUGACUGUGGCCGACAUCAUGAUGAGUUAUCCGGUAAUCGAGAGUAUGAAGCGGAUCGUCGGGGUGCAGAAGGGGACUACAAAGGACAGAUACCCACUACUGUCUGCGUACGCAACCCGGUUGCAGGAUUGUGAGGGGUACAAGCGAGCAGUUGCGAAGAUUGUUUCCAUCGAGGGACAUUUCGAGGCGUGCUGA